This is a messenger RNA of Cherax quadricarinatus, 1737 nucleotides long. NCBI's taxonomy places the organism in Eukaryota, Metazoa, Arthropoda, Malacostraca, Decapoda, Parastacidae. The record is from RefSeq and is a predicted model, not a curated record.
UAAUUUUAAGGAUAUGUUCAAUAAAAUGAACUCUAAUGACAAGAUAUCUGGCGCUGACCAUUUCUCAAUCGUCUCUCCCCAAUGACUGUGUGGCAGCCGGAGUUCACGAUGUACCUGGGGCAGGAGACAGUGGAGCUCCUCGUGUCCCUAGGCUCACACUUCGCCGACCAUCUGGGAAGGGGUGAAUCCUGGUGCCUGCUGGCUCAGAAAGGUGUCGGUGUCUUGCAUGAGAGCCUCACCACAGUCUACCCCAGUCUAGGGGACACCACCAACGAUGCUGCCCCUACCUGUCUCCAUCUUAUAGUUCCACUCACACAUGGUGCUUAACUGUGCCCAUUAGCAGUUCUGUUUGUUGUUGAAGUUAUAGUUCUGCACUCAUGUAAACGUCAGAUCAUUGCUAAUGCUAAUAAUUAUUAUCAUUAGCUUUUAAAUGCAGCCAACAUGUUAAAUGUAAGUCUGAAGCAUUACACAUUCUGAAUGCUAGCUAACACUAUUUUCUCAGAGCGGCGGUGUGGCUGGUACAGUGCUGCAGGUAUGAAGGAGAGGGCCACCUUCUGUGAAACUUACGACGGCUAUGGUGACUUCUGUAAAUGUGAUGAUCCGCCUUGGUCACCUUACCCCCAAAGAAAAGUGGAGUACAAGAUGCAGGAAGCGAUUCCUGUUGCCAUAGUAACAGCUCGCCGGCUGCCCUACGUCCUGCGUCAGGUGGGGCAGGUGUGGGCCAGCCCAGGCGGUACCAACACACCCAUCACCAUCUUUGUUGAUGGUUACAACCCCGAGGCUCAAGCCCUGGCAGCCCUCCUCCAGGUGCCAGUGAUCCAUCACUAUAAUCCAGCCCCCAGCCGAUCCUCGGCCAGGAUCAACGAACAUAUCAAAUUCGCUCUGAGGGAGGUUUUCAAGAGCUACCCGACAGCCAACCUCUCCAUCAUCCUUGAAGAUGAUCUCCAGCUUGCUCCAGACUUUAUUCCCUAUUUCCACCAAACGGCUCCGCUGCUGAAGUCAGACCCAUAUUUGAUAUUCGUGAACGCAUACAAUUACAACUCCUUCGCCCACACCGCCCACGACGGCCGCAGGCUGUACCGUGCCCAUGGCAUCCCUGGCUACGGUUGGAUGACCACUCGCCUGGACGCGGAGGACAUGUUAGCGAACUGGGUCCCUAUCAACCAGAGCAACGCUGUGUGGGACUGGUGGGUGCGGGCGAGGGUGAUGGGGAACCGGGACAUGCUACUCCCAGAGGUGCCCAGGACGCGGCACAUGGGCGGGGGUGGUACCCACAUCUCUGGCUUCGAUCAGCUCCUCUUCUCCUCCCAGCCUCUUAACAACGCCACUAAUGUAAUGCUCGACGUGGAGAGCGCUCAUGAAGGUAGUUACGAACUUCACAUUCGAGAGGAGAUGAGUUCGGCGGUGGUGGUCAGCCUCAAGCAGCAUCCAUGCGAAGUCACUCCCUUCCCCACCCAUCAGACCAACAAGACCUACCUGCUGUACAUCUAUCAGCCGGACGAGAACAAGCAACAUGUAUCGUAUGAAGUCAUCGCUCUGCCGCCCACCCCAUCGUUGGAUGGUCUACCGAGGUACAAAAGAAGACCUUGCCUUCGCCAAAGAGAACCCCUUCCUCAGCCCUCCCCUCAGGAUAUACUACGCCAUCAGGACCGUCCCGCAGGAUCCCCAGCAGGAGUUCUCCUUGCAAAAUCGGCAGAUUGUGGAAUAUAUCAUAAACGGAUGAGGAGUCGUCUGUAA